Molecule: messenger RNA, 1278 nt
Organism: Coccomyxa subellipsoidea C-169
Lineage: Eukaryota; Viridiplantae; Chlorophyta; Trebouxiophyceae; Coccomyxaceae
Product: aluminum resistance
Exons: 8
Coding region: 1-1278 (425 amino acids)
Source: RefSeq, a predicted model, not a curated record
AUGCUGCGGCGACAUCAUCUCAAUCCCGAGCAGCAGCCCAUGUUGUACGUGUGGGAUGCAGCAGCAGAUCUGGCCCCGACCUUCAGCCAGAUAGAUAAUGAGCUUGUAGCGCACAACUUGAGGCGGGCGCAGGCAGCCAUGAGGGGGGCCCGCCUGGGGCCCCACCAUUUCAGCGGCUCCACUGGAUAUGGCCAUGGCGACCUGGGCCGCGCAGCUCUGGAUGAUAUUAUGGCGGAGGUGAUGGGGGCAGAGGCGGCGAUCGUGCGCAUACAGUUUGUGUCAGGCACGCAUGCAAUCUCCACGGCGCUCUUUGCAGCGCUGCGCCCGGGGGAUGAGCUGCUGGCGGUGGCAGGCAAGCCGUAUGACACUCUGGAAGAGGUAAUAGGGCUAAGGGGGACGUCUGGGCAUGGCAGCCUGAGGGAAUGGGGCGUUGCCUACAGGGAAUUGCCCCUUGCUGAGGGCGGCGAUAUUGACUGGGCAGCCCUUGCGUCAGCCAUCACUCCGACAGAGACGAAGGUGGCCUCGAUUCAGAGGUCCUGCGGCUAUGCGCUGAGACCCACGCUGAGCAUCGCGGCCAUAGAGCGAGCCGUGCGCAUCAUCAAGGAGCAGAGCCCUGACUGCAUCGUGGCCGUGGACAACUGCUACGGAGAGUUCACUGAGGACAGGGAGCCAUGCGCAGUGGGCGCUGAUCUGGUGAUGGGCAGCCUGAUCAAGAGCCCGGGGGGCACGAUCGUGCCGGGUGGCGGCUACAUUGCCGGCCGUGCGGAUCUGGUGGCGGCUGCGGCCGCUCGGCUGACCGCGCCCGGCGUUGGCACCGAUGCCGGCGGAGUCUCCGGCUCCACCCUGCGCCUCAUGGCCCAAGGCCUAUUUUUGGCGCCUCAGAUGGUGGGCGAGGCGCUGAAGGGCGGUCGACUAGUGGCCGAGGUGAUGAGUCGCGAGGGGUACGCGGUGGCACCGGCGGGGCGCGUUCCCUCCCCGGCCUCCUUCAUCACCGCGGUGCAGGUCGGCAGCGCCGCGCGCAUGUGCGCCUUCUGCCGCGCUGUGCAGCGCGCCUCCCCGGUCGGCUCCUACAUCGAGCCCGUGCCCGGGGUCACGCCGGGGUACGAUGAUGAGGUGAUCUUUGGGGAUGGGACGUUCAUUGACGGUAGCACAGCAGAGCUAAGCGCGGAUGGGCCGCUGCGGCCGCCGUAUGUGGUGUACUGCCAGGGAGGCACCCACUGGACGCAUUGGGCUGUUGCCCUGGAGUCCAUUGUGGAGGACAUGCGCGCUUGUGCUUGA